Molecule: messenger RNA, 1869 nt
Organism: Auxenochlorella protothecoides
Lineage: Eukaryota; Viridiplantae; Chlorophyta; Trebouxiophyceae; Chlorellales; Chlorellaceae
Product: 3-oxoacyl-[acyl-carrier-protein] synthase 3 B, chloroplastic
Exons: 10
Coding region: 1-1869 (622 amino acids)
Biological process (GO): fatty acid biosynthetic process; nucleosome assembly
Cellular component (GO): nucleus
Molecular function (GO): 3-oxoacyl-[acyl-carrier-protein] synthase activity
Source: RefSeq, a predicted model, not a curated record
AUGGUCGGGUCUUCGAGCGGCUACAUCGAGUCCCUGCCCGAGGCUGUGCAGAGGCGGAUUGAAUACCUGGGUGACAUCGAUGAGCAGCGGUCCGACCUCGAGGCGGAGUUCGAUGCCAAGGUCAAGCAGCUGGAGGAGGAGUACAGCGAGAAGUAUGCCCCCUUGGACAAGGAGCUGCGUGAUAUCGUGAAUGGCGUCACCGAGGCCCCAGGCGUGGUGACCGAGGAGGGCGCUGACAAUGUCCCCAAGGGCAUCCCCGACUUCUGGAUGAUUGCGCUUCGGAACGAACCCCACCUGGAGACUCUGAGCUUCACCCUGGUGUUCAAGUUUGCUGAGAACCCCUUCUUCAAGAACGAGACCCUCUCGAAGACCUACUUUAUGGGCGAUGACGAGGAUCUUGUCAUCCGUGACAUCAAAGCCACGCCCAUCGAGUGGAAGUCGGCCAGCAAGAACGUGACGGUGAAGGUGCUGAAGAAGAAGAUGCGCCCCGGCCAGAAGGGGACCCCCCCCACAAAGCAGACCCCCACCGAGUCCUUCUUCAACUGGUUCACGCCACCGCCCAUCCCUGAGAACGAGGAGGAGAUCGAGGAGGAGGAGCUGGAGGGCCUGCAGGCCGCCAUGGAGGACGACUACGAGGUGGCCGAGAUCAUCCGCGAGAAGAUCAUCGACCACCCCUACCUGUGGUUCACGGGCGAGGCGCUGCAGGAUGACGAGAGCAGCGAGGAGGACUACGACAGCGAGGAUGAUGGCGCAACCCCCGGGGGCGAGACCGACGAUGAGUCCCCUUCCGAUGACGAGGACGACAGUGAGGACGACGAUAGCGAGGGAGAAGGGGAGGAGGAGACCAAGCGAUCCAAGUCGACCGGGAAGACCGGCCCCAAGGCGGGGGCCGUGGACAGCCAAGCACAGCCGCAGGAGUGCAGGCAGCACAACGCCGAUCUGGAGCGCCUUGUGGACACAAACGACGAGUGGAUCGUGUCCCGCACCGGCAUCCGGCGCCGGCACAUCCUGGCCCAGGGCGAGUCGCUGGCCGAUCACGCCCUGCUGGCGGCCCAGCGUGCCCUGGCGGCCGCGGGCGUCCCCGCCGCGGACGUGGACCUGGUCCUGCUGGCCACCUCCUCCCCUGACGACGGCUUCGGCACCGCCUGCGCGGUCCAGGCACGGCUGGGCGCGGGCAACGCCGCCGCCUUCGACCUCACCGCCGCCUGCUCCGGCUUCGUCAUGGGCGUGGUCACCGCCGCACAGUUCCUGCGCACGGGGGCAUACCGCAACGUGCUGGUCAUCGGCGCCGACGCGCUGUCGCGCUACAUCGACUGGCGCGACCGGGGUACCUGCAUCCUGUUUGGCGACGGCGCGGGUGCCGUGCUCCUGCAGGCGGGGGGGGAGGGGGAGCGCGACAACCUCCUCGGGCACGACCUGAGAUCAGACGGCAACGGGCAGCGGCACCUGCACUCCAGGUUCCUGGGCGCCGGGGACAAGGCGCUGAACGACGACACCGCCUCCUCCCACCCCGCCUUUGCCAACAUCGCCAUGAACGGCAGCGAAGUGUUCAAGUUUGCGGUGCGCGCCGUGCCCAAGACGGUGGAGGCCGCCCUGGGCGUGGCGCAGCUGGAAGUCAAGGACCUCGACUGGCUGGUGCUGCACCAGGCCAACCAGCGCAUCCUGACCGCCGCCGCAGACCGGCUGGGGGUGCCGGCGGAUCGGGUGAUCAGCAACCUGGCCGAGUACGGCAACACCUCGGCGGCCUCCAUCCCACUGGCUCUGGACGAGGCGGUGCGGGCAGGGACCAUCAAGCAGGGGGACGUAGUGGCCAUCGCGGGGUUCGGGGCAGGGCUGUCCUGGGCCGCGGCAAUCCUGCGCUGGGGCUGA